AAUUAUUUGGGCUCCUUAAAGUACUGCGAACUGGCUACCACAAACUUGCAAUCGCCCCGUUGCACUUGACGAGCUUGCAGCCGGGCUUCAGAGGGGCUUGGCGGACUGUAUUGGCGGGACGAAUGGGGGUAUCACCACAAACGUAGGCUCAGAGCAACAGUACCUAUUUGCGCUGAACCGCCCCCGCGCGGCGCCCCACUGUUGUCAUGUCGUCUUCAGCGCAAACUGGAGGAGGCGAGGCUGCACCGCUGCCAGACGCCAUUGGGAGACCUGUUCUGGCGGAGUAUGCUCAGGAGCUUCGAUUGAAGGUUCAGCAACUUCUGAAAUAUCGGAAUAACACGUUCCCGGGCGCUCAGCCGGUAGCACUCACGACGAAGAACAUCCAGGCGCUCGAGCGCGAAGAUUACUUUGUUUGUGAGAAGAGCGAUGGGGUUCGAUAUCUUAUGCUCCUGAUGCAGACGCAAAUAGGCCCGGCAACGUUUAUGAUCGACCGAAAGAACGAACUACACUAUAUCGAAAACAUGCGUUUUCCAUUGCCUGGAAGGCAUGACGCCAUCGAAUGGCAUAAUGAAACGCUUCUAGAUGGAGAGUUAGUCGUUGAUGUAGACGGUGCUAAGCGCACCCUUACGUAUCUGGUGUUUGACCUGAUGACGAGCAAUGGGGAGCCAUUCACCCAUGAACCAUAUAGCAAGAGGCUAGGCUUUUUCCAACGAGAUGUGCUGGCGCCGUACGACCAGCACAUAAGGAGGGACCCGGGGCUGAAAGAUUCGCAACCUUUCAGAAUCGCAAUAAAGACCCAGCAACGGUCUUAUGGGAUGACCUUGAUCUUCGAUGAGAUUGGCCGACAAAAGCAUGGCAAUGACGGUCUGAUUUUCACGCCUGUCAACCUACCCUACCAGUCAGGAACAUGUCCGAAACUUUUGAAAUGGAAACCCCCGGAUCUUUUGACGGUGGACUUCCAAAUCAAGAUCAGAUAUGAUAAGAACAGGAAGCCGCAUUACGUGCUCAACAUCGGCAGAAACGGCAGACAUGAGUUCAACGAUCACUUAACGGUGGAGCCUGCGUUAGCCAAUGAGUGGAAAGCGGCCCCGCCCGAUGAGCGUAUUGCGGAGUUCAAAUGGGAUCCCGAAUGGACAACGUACAUUUGGGAGGAAGGCUAUGCGGAUCGAGAGCGCAUCGGAGGUUGGCGUUUCAUGCGCUUCCGCGAUGAUAAGACCAUGGCCAACGAUAUUAGCGUAUUGAAUGACACGAUGUUUGCCAUCGAAAACGGGCUCACCAGAGAAGCGUUAUUGUCACAAAUAGAAACCAUUCGGUCACAUUGGAAAUCCCGGGAAGCGCAAGGUGUCCUCCCACCCCGCCCGCCAAACGAACGGAAGCCGUCAACGUACGUCAUGCCAUCCAUGCCAACAUCACGGCAUUCAUUUAGUAGGGACGGCGCAACUGAUCAUCAAAGACGACCUUCUUCCGCUACAAACCUGGAAAUAUCGCCGGAGCAGCAGCGGCGGCUCUCAUCCGGAAGCAUUGUGUCCGAUUUGAGUCCGGGGGUCCGGAGAGAGUGGCAGGAAUCGAGAGGGAUGUCCCCUCAGCUCGCUCAGAGCCCUACAUCGAUUGCGAGAUACGACCGCAGGGCGUCUAAUGACAUGCCGAAUCCGAACCAAUGCAGCGCUUUGUCGACGAGCCCGGGAUCGCGCACGUCUUUCCAUACGCAUCCUGAAGAUGUGGGAAGGGAUAGGGACGCCAACGCCUCAGCUGAUAACAACUUAGGCGAGAUGUCUCCGACUGUUGCCAAAAGGCUUUUCGAUGUGGAGCGGAAGCCGGAGGAGCGUGGCACGGUGAAUUCGGAAGACAGUAAAGGAUCGGUGCCCUCAGGGAUAGGAGAUGGAAAAGGCGAGGAAGCUGGGUGCGCGGCAAAGAUGGACGUGGACGCACCCACAAGCUCGGUGGAGACUGACGCGUCUGCAGCGCCUCGGAAAAAGUCUUUCACUGAGUUGGUUGCUGGUCAGAUGCCGAAAGGGAUUCGCCUAAAGAGAGCGGCGGUUCCGGUAGCCCCGGAGUCGGAAAAAUUGACUUCACCAACGGCACUGGUCACUCCUGAAUCAGGGCGAGAGACCGAUGGAAGUCGGCCGCACGCUGAGUCGAAAACGGACGUACCUCCCAAGCCUGUUGAAACUCCUCCAGGCGCCAAGGAACCCGCAGCAGACAUGAUGGAAAUAGAUCAGCCCGAGAUCGGCAAACCCGUUCUGUCGCAAGACAGAGGCCUGAGAAGAAACUCGGAGCUUUCAAGCCCGGAGAAAGGAGAUUCGAAGAGACGGCCGUCAAAACCGGACCUUCCCCGUCCUUCCUCGCCGGUGAAGCCAACGAAAGUCGAUCUUCCCCAACCCACCUCCCCAGUGAAGCCCACCAACAUUGCAACAUCGAUACCAGAGGUCGCUGACAAAUCACCACCAAUACUGGAAGCCAAGAAGGCCGGUGACUCCGUCUCACACUUGCGGAAGAACAGUCAACCGAAGCUGGCAAAGGAAGCUCAGAAAGUGGCCUCGGAUGCCAUGGAAAUCGAUCCUCCGCCAUCGAAGUCACUAUCGCUCCCAGAAGUACGACCGGGGACGGUGCCUGAACAUCAGCCCAGCGGCUCAGGGCCCCAACCACAGACAAAAAAGUCCAGUGUGGGUUCGGAGCCCGCGAAAUUGGAGCGACCAUGGCUGGAGAUUGGCGAACGACCUGGCAGCGCAUCUGCAGCGAAAGCUCAUGCCCGCAAAAGCAUGGAUAACGUAACUGCCAUGGAUAUGAAUAUCGCGCGAGACUCCGGGAAGUUGAAAUUGACGGAAUCGCCUGGCAGUCAACCCAACGAGAAGCCAACCAGGCGGAAGUCGACAAAGGUCGAGGAGCUUGUGUCAGUGAAAGUGAAGUCCAAGCUGAAGGACGGGAAUCGUUCAUCCCCGCCUCGUAAUAGCAAGCGGGAUGAGAAGGGUCUUCGGAUAUCACCACCAACCACGAUUGGCAAAAGCAGAGUUCCGGUCACCAAGACGCCGGGUUUGGCUGGAAGUCACGAGCUGAUGACGACGAUAUCUAUGACGAGACAGAAUCGCCAGUCGCGCGACCUGUCCUUGCUCCUCCGCUGCAGCCUUUGGGGAUUAUAGAUCCCACAACAAGCUCGUCUCUCCCUCCCCCCGCAUCCGUCGCACCGGACGCAGUACCUGUGCACACGGUCGAAGUAAAGCCAAAAAAGAUCACGGCGGCUGCGC
Fimicolochytrium jonesii is the source of this 3242-nucleotide messenger RNA. Its product is annotated as mRNA capping enzyme, catalytic domain-containing protein. Gene Ontology annotation, biological process: 7-methylguanosine mRNA capping. NCBI's taxonomy places the organism in Eukaryota, Fungi, Chytridiomycota, Chytridiomycetes, Spizellomycetales, Powellomycetaceae. Bases 207 to 3137 code for a protein of 976 amino acids. The record is from RefSeq and is a predicted model, not a curated record. The transcript is spliced from 10 exons. Gene Ontology annotation, molecular function: mRNA guanylyltransferase activity; ATP binding.